UAAUUUAACGGUUUAUAUUUUUACGUCAAACAAGUAAUAGUAUUGCAAAUUUGCAAUUAACGGAUGGUUUAAUAGUUUAAUUAGUUGAUAGCUCGUAGAGAAAAGUCUUUUGAAGGAAAAAUCUCCAUUUCUUUGAAAUUUCUUGACGACGUUCCUGAAGAAUGGCCAAAACCAGAAUUUUUUCCUGCGUGCUUCAACAGAAUUCCACAGAGUUUCCAAUUUCCUGACUUGUGACUUGUGACUUUAUGGUGGCCACUGAUCUUGUGUACUUCAAAUGGCUGAUAUUGUGGAGAAUAUUCCAAUUCUUUACAACACCUUCACAGCAUGCAUGGAGGUGCCUGAAAAGUGUUUAAAGCUGAGAGUCCAACUGCAACAAAUAUCAAGUACAGAGAGCGAUAUGAUUGCACGGUUGAAGUCAGAGGAGGAUGGAAAUCCAAGCACGAAGCAGAAGGAAUAUGUGAGGACUCUGUUUAAACUAAUCGAGAAUUUCAUAAAAAUGGCCACUAAGACCCUGGAGAAACAUGGGGGAGGGGGUUGGUGGAGUCGCAUAGUUAUGGUUCUAAAAGCAGAUAACCUUCUCAAGGAAGGAGAAUAUUUACUAAGCCAAGCUGACCACCUAAUGAAGGAAGGCCUAACGUUUGAUGAAGUCUACACGCGAGGUAUGAAGUUACCUGUAGAGAAGUUCAUUGGCGUUACUAUGAAGAAGCUCCACGAAGACGCUUUUCGUUCCAUAAAGACUAGGGUUGACAUCAUUGGCAUACAUGGGAAUUUGGGUGCUGGGAAAACCAACUUCAUGAAAGCCUUGUAUAAUAGUGUGCACGAUGACCAUAAGCACUUUAAGGCUGUGUUUUGGGCAGGGGCUCCCCAGGAACAACAACAUGAUAUCAAGAGCUUGCAGGAAUGUGUUGCAGAGGCUAUGAAAUUUAAGUUUGAGGAUGAGGAUGUGGUGAGAAGAAGCAGUUUGCUGCAAGCAAAGUUGAAGAAUAUGACACCUGGUCAUGUCAUUCUCUUUGUCGAUAAUGUAAAGGAGCAAUUUCUAAUGAACGAGGUAGGGAUUCCAAUUGGAUAUGAUGAAGCUGAAAAUUUCUGCUGUACACUUGUAUUUACGACUUCAUCUGAGGAUGUUUGCAAUAAGAUGCGUUGUUCAACGCAAUUCAAAAUGAAUCUCCUUGCUGAGGAUGAAGCUCGAGAGUUGUUCUUGCAUGAAGCUCGCUUGAGUAAUACUCAUUGUACCCGAGCUCAUGGCCGGAGGAUGGUAAAGGUGGCAAAUGAUGUGGCAAAGCAAUGCGCACGUGUGCCUUUUGUCAUCACACUAAUUGCCCGGUCUAUGACCGGGAAAGAUGACAUUUGUGAGUGGAAGAAUCGCCUCAAUGAGCUGAAGGGCAUUGUUGAGGACUUGCAUGGUGAUGAGGCCAAGAUAUUAGAGCAACUAAAGUUCAGCCUUAAUUGCAUCAAAGACCACACCAUCCGGGUUUGCUUCUUGGAUUCUGCGAGUGUACUCCUCGAGGGGCAUCAAUAUACUAGACAAAAGCUCAUUCAGCUCUGGGUUCAAAACAGAAGAAUCGGUAUGAAACGUCGUAAGGUUGCUAGUCUGACUACCGCUGUCACCGAUCAGGGUCAUACUAUUAUAAAUGAACUCCAAAGAGCAUACUUGCUGGAAAUCCAAGAACUAGAUGGGACAGAAUACGUGAGUAUGAAUAAGUGGAUCAGAAAAAUGGCUAUGAAUAUACUACACGAGGAGGCGGCAGUACCAUGAUGAUACCUUUCGGCUUUCAGGUGCUGGGUCCAGUCUUUCGAGUGCAAAUGGUCCACAUACCAUCUUUAUAGCUAUUCGUGGUACACAUUGUAAGGAAGUCAUUUUUUCAUCUGAAAAGUGUGCAAUUGCUUGCAUGCCAUUGAAAACAAAAGAUGUUUUCCUUUCAAGACAUUUGUUUUGUAGAAAGGAUGUAUGAUGUAUGUUGUUUCAAUUUCUUUGUAGAGUUGGCGUACUUGAUGAACCGUGAACGAUGUUGGUCAAAUGCUUGUGAUUGACUAAUUGUUGUCGUCCUUUUUUGGGGUUUACCGAUUCUCAUAUAUACAUUUCAUAUGCUUCAUGGAUCA
Beta vulgaris subsp. vulgaris (sugar beet) is the source of this 2100-nucleotide messenger RNA. Its product is annotated as probable disease resistance protein At5g43730. Gene Ontology annotation, molecular function: ADP binding. The transcript is spliced from 3 exons. Gene Ontology annotation, biological process: defense response to other organism. Lineage: Eukaryota; Viridiplantae; Streptophyta; Magnoliopsida; Caryophyllales; Amaranthaceae. The coding region runs from base 275 to 1756 and encodes 493 amino acids. The record is from RefSeq and is a predicted model, not a curated record.